Messenger RNA from Sebastes umbrosus (honeycomb rockfish), 1512 nucleotides. RefSeq names its product BRICHOS domain containing 5 (gene bricd5). Gene Ontology annotation, biological process: regulation of cell population proliferation. The coding region runs from base 288 to 986 and encodes 232 amino acids. The record is from RefSeq and is a predicted model, not a curated record. The transcript has 6 exons. NCBI's taxonomy places the organism in Eukaryota, Metazoa, Chordata, Actinopteri, Perciformes, Sebastidae.
UUUUUUCUUAGUGAGGACAUUAAAGGGGGUAAAAAAAAGAGGAAAUUGCAGGAAGACAAGACUUGAAAAUUGCAUUUGGCAAGGUUCAGAGUUUUGUGUGACUGUUUUGGGAGGGAGACAGUGAGACCAAAGGAGGAGGAGGAGGAGGUGGAGGUGGAAGUGGGGGAGGUCUGCAGGGACAAAGAGAAGCUGGCCAGGUGUAUUGCGUCUCAGUCAUGACCACAGCUCCAUGCCGGUAGCUACGAGAACGGGAGCAGACCGAGUGAGGAGCCGUCAAGGGACACAGGAUGGUGAGGUGUUGGAAACAUUCGGAAAACCGUUUGGAGGAAGCACAGUGCACGGAUGGGGGCUCUGCUGCGUCCUCCCAGUCCCGCUUCCCACACAAGGCAUUCUGGGUCAGCCUCUCGGUCUCGCUGCUCCUGGUCAUCGUUGCCUUCGGUUUGACGGGGCACCUGGGGCUGUCACAGCCUCGCUCUGAGUCUUUACAGAUCGUGCGAAUCACAGUUCCAGAUCAGACCGGAGUUCUGAUCAACCAGUCGGCCGUCGUGGACCAGCAGAAUGACCUUGUGACCUUUUCGGUGACCUCGCCCGCAAAUCAGACGUCCACUGUUCUCUUUGAUAUCAAACAUGGUUUGAUAUGUUACAAACCCGUCGACCAGGACAGCUGCUUCCUGCGAAAGAUGGAGAAGUCCGACUACGACAACGUGCACUCCCUCCUCCACGAGUCAACACACAAGCAGAGUCAGUUCCAGCUUGCCGGGAAUGAGACCCAGAGGCAGACGGAGUUCCUGGGAGUGCUGGCAGCCAGUCAGGUGGACGUGUCCACGCUGGAGGAGCCUCUCCAGGCUCUGUGUCAGAACAGCUCCAUCCACUGGACCAGGAGGGUCGAGGGCCCGGGGAAACAGCGGCUGGUCUACUUCUGCAUCGACAUCUGCUUUCCCAGCAACAUCUGCGUGUCCGUGUGCUUCUACUACCUGCCAGAGUGACUGUGCAUUCUCUUCCUCUCCUCCCAGCAAAAGAUCAGGGAAACAAAGUUGUCUUUUUAGCUCCCUCUCUACAAGAAAAAGAAAAAAAAAAACGAACAAAAGCCAGCUUUGACUGUUUCCUUUGUGCCAUACAGCCGCCAGUAAACCAGUGAAGCGGCCAACCCUCCCAGUGCAUUUCCAUCCUUCCGAGAGAGAAGAGAUGGAGACAGGCUGUCACGGUUAUCGCCAAAGCCCCAUCGUCACUCUCUUCAUGUAUAAUAUCCUCUCUGGUGGGACACUUCAGAGAUUACAGAAGAAAGAUGUUUUUGUACGUGCCUCUAAUUGUGUUUCCUGUAACCCCACUGCUGCAGUAUAUAAUUAUGUGUAACCGUUCCAGUCGAGUGUUUUGAUCCGUCUAAUAAAAGACUGGUGUGUAUUUGUGGCCAACUUUUCUUCAUUAGACUGAAAAAAGAAAAUCAAAGAUUGCAAGGACUUCUUUGAAUGACGUUUUUACUGCGGAAUCAUUUUCUGUACAUCUUUUUUUCUU